Molecule: messenger RNA, 1058 nt
Organism: Acanthoscelides obtectus
Lineage: Eukaryota; Metazoa; Arthropoda; Insecta; Coleoptera; Chrysomelidae
Source: the annotation of a GenBank genome assembly
GUUAUUAUCACGCUUUGCCGGCCGAACUUCUGUCCGGACGCCAUGUUAAUAGCUGCCGGUACCGGCCGAAUGGCGUGUCGAUUGUAUGCGGGUUAGUUUAUUGGUCCAGAGGGUGGCGACCGGCGAGGUGAUCACUAUUUUCCAUGGGGUCCAUUUUUGCUGCUAAGGCUACGGCUUCAAUCAUGUGCGCACGUGGAUCGUGCUGACACCAUAGGGGCGACGGUCUCUCAAAUACGCUGAGUCUCAGAAAAAGAUCACCAAGAAUCUGGGGAACGUCGUCCUGCGAUUGUAAUGGAUUGCCCAGACUUGAGCACCUUGAGAACCUCGGAUUUCUACAAGACUUGCAACCUCCCUAAAAGGUUCGACUAUCCCUCCUGGUUUUAUGGGUAUGGUAUACAGAAGUCGCCACAAGAACACCCAUUCUACAGGACCACGUCUAGUGACUACGGCAGACACCCGCCGACGAUCCACAGCGUUCCGACCUCCUUUUUCCCGAACAAUCAGGAAUUCAGCAAGGCGCUGGCCAAAACGGGAAUGUACAGAAAUUAUUCCCUCAACACCGGCCUUGAUCCUCACAUCUAAUGAAUACCUUUCGUUUCAUCCCGUCCUAUGUAAUGAAAUAUCAUCCGCCGUAUGCUUUCGUGAAAAGUCAAUAGAUGAUGGACGGUAACUGUGUGUUUCAUUCGUUAACAAUGGAAAACCUUUGAGCAACGCAAUCGAACAUCAGUGGACCACAAAGAAGACUUGUUCUUUGUUCAUGUAAAAUUUUUGAAAAUGCUUAUUUUCUUGUUCAGGAUGCGCCACAAGCAUAUUGUACAAAUCUCAUUACAGUAUCAUCAAAAAGCUGCUCACAACGUUGAAAUCCUUGGAGUGGAAAAUUGCUCAAUUCGGGUUGAAAUGGCAAAAAUAUAAUCAUUUAACAUAUUUCUCUUAAAGGAUAAAAGGCACCAUAAAAAUAUCCCAUACAAAAAUUGUGGAGAAUGCAAUUAUCUAUAAAAGUUGUUGUCAAAACCUUAAUCCUGAAAGAUUGAGGGUGGAAUAUGAAGAAAUAAAACGGC